ACGUUGUCUCGCCCUCACCGUCAAGAAGGUGGACGCUCCUUUCCGAGACUGCUCGUGCUGCCGGUGAAACGAUCUGACACGACAUGGACGACGGCCCACGCGGACUCAAGCUCAAGAAGGAGGACUCGAAGGGCAUCGACUCUGUUACGGAGGACAUCACGAAGACCCUUGCAGCUGGUGAAGUCUCGGAAUUCGUGGUAGUUGCGGAAGGAGAAGAACGCACGACAUGGUUCGUAUGGAUGCUUGUGUAUGACACGGGUGUCAUUUCGGGUGCUCUCGUCACCAUCGGGUCAGAUCUCGGACCUCAAGCACUCUCGAACUUCCAGAAGGAACUCAUCACGACAGCGACGACCCUCGGUGCCCUCAUUGGCGGCCUCAUCGCCGGCAUGCUCUCUGACUACAUCGGCCGGAAACCCGUGCUCGCUGUCGCAGACAUAAUCUUCAUGCAGGCGCGAUCGGCCAAGCCGUUCGUGAUUGGCUUCGGCGUGGGCCUCGCAUCGUGCAUCGCGCCGCUGUACAUCCAGGAACUGUCGCCUACCCGCCUGCGCGGCCGUAUGGUCAUCGCGUAUGGCAUCGACGCCGCCUUCCAGAACACGCACGGUGGCUGGCGCUGGAUGGUCGGCCUCGGGACUGUCCCCGCAGGAGUGCAGUUCUUCUUACUCUUCUUCCUGCCAGAGUCACGUAUAAUUCUGUCGAGGAUAUACUCGAUGGCACGCCCGAGCAGGUUCAACUCAAGGUUCGCGCGCCGCUCGUUGUUGGAAGCUGCAGUGAGGGAGAGCGUCGAGAUCGCCAACUCGACCACCUUCUGGCAGCGCCUCAGAUCCAUCAUCCUUGUGCCUAUACAUCGCCGUGCCCUGAUCAUCGCAUGCGGUCUCCAGGCGUUCCAACAGUUGUGCGCCACGCUCUUCCAGGAGAUUGGCUUCAACGACUCAAUCGCCGUCAGCUUGAUCGUUUCAGGCACCAACUUCAUCUUCACCCUGUUCGCGCUCAAGUACAUUGACAUCAUUGGCCGGCGUAAGAUCAUGGUUUUCUCUGCGCCCGGCAUGAUAGUUGGCCUCAUCGUUGCCGCCAUUUCUUUCCACUUCAUGACCGUGAACACGGGUGGUCAACUCGUCAGUGGCACUGAUUACUCGAAGACAUGGUCAGCCAUCAUCCUAGUGUCCAUGAUCGUCUACGUAGCCUCCUACGCCACGGGCCUUGGUAACAUCCCGUGGCAGCAAGGCGAAUUGUUCGCGCUCCAAGUCCGCGGAAUCGGCACGUCGCUCUCCACGGCCAUGAACUGGGGCGCAAACCUGCUCAUCAACUCGACCUACCUGUCGCUCAUGGCGGCAAUCACACCCGCGGGUGCGUUCGGCUUCUACGCCGGGCUGUGUCUCCUCGGCUGGCUCUUCUGCCUAUUCUGCUUCCCGGAGACGGCCGGCCUCAGCUUGGAGGAGGCGCAGAUGAUCUUCCAGCACGGGUUUGGCAUCCGCGCGAGCGAACGGCUCCGCCGCGAGAAGCGGGCGAUCAAGACAGCGGAGGCAGAGCGAGCAACGCGGGAGAAGGCGUAAUGGUACCUCUCUUCAGUCCCCUCGACCUACCGCCUACGGGGAGCGUUCCGCGUGGCUGCUGCGAUCUUCUACGCUAUCUGGCUACACGUCCACGCGAUGUGUCGUUGUACUUGUAUCAUUUGUCGGUUACCCUUCACGAUUUUAUAAUCGAGGUGAUGUCUGGGCAGGCGUAUUUGGGCAUACGCGGGAUGGUGCGGUUCACUAGCA
Messenger RNA from Fomitopsis serialis, 1757 nucleotides. RefSeq names its product general substrate transporter. Gene Ontology annotation, cellular component: membrane. Gene Ontology annotation, biological process: transmembrane transport. Bases 84 to 1550 code for a protein of 488 amino acids. Gene Ontology annotation, molecular function: myo-inositol:proton symporter activity. The record is from RefSeq and is a predicted model, not a curated record. The transcript has 12 exons. NCBI's taxonomy places the organism in Eukaryota, Fungi, Basidiomycota, Agaricomycetes, Polyporales, Fomitopsidaceae.